AUGGAUUUAUCAAGAAAAAAACCUCGUAUAGAAGAAGAUAAACAAGAUUAUAUAUUUUUUGGUACUAGUAUUGUAGGAAGUGAGGGUAUAGAAGAAGGAAAAUACGAGCCCAUCUGGAAACAAGAAGUUCGGGAUGAACGAGGAAGAAGGAGACUUCAUGGUGCAUUUACUGGUGGUUUUAGUGCAGGAUACUAUAAUACAGUUGGAUCAAAAGAGGGAUGGACACCACAGUCGUUUAGAUCUUCACGUAAAGAAAGAGCUGUAUUGAAAGUAGGCCGAGUUGAAGAUUAUAUGGAUUCAGAAGAUUUUGCAGAAAGAGAAGAAGAAAGACGUCUUAAAACAAGAGAUGAUUUUAUUGGGAUUGGAAGUGAAAAUAUAAAUCAAGAAAUAAAAAGAAGUAUAUUAGAUGAUUUAAUUAUAAAAAAAGAAUCAAUUGGUGUUCGUUUGCUGAAAAAAAUGGGUUGGAAAGAAGGACAAGGUGUUGGUCCUCUUAUAAAAAAAACAAAAGUCCAAGGAGAUGAUGGAGAAGUAGAGGAUGAAUAUGCAUCAAAAUUUCUUUUUGCAUGUAAAGAUUUUGUACUGGAACCUUUAAAGAAUAAAACGGACCUUUAUGGCUUAGGAUAUGUCCCUUCUCCAGGAAUUGAACGUCCACAGAAUAUUAAAAAUACCUCCACUCCUAAAUUUGGUAUUUCAGGAAUAAGUUUUGGAUAUGGAGUAUUAAAUGAAGAUGACAAUGAAUAUGAUCAUGAAGUUUACGACUUUGGGCCCUCAAAAAUUAAAUAUGAUACCGUAUUAGAUCACGAAGAAAAAAGUACAUCUACUAGUACGAAAUUUAAACCUGUUACAAAACAUUUGUUUGUUCCUCGAAAAAAAAAUAGCACUAGCGUUGAAGUAAAGCGUUGCCAAGAUGGAACAUUACCUUUAAACGGAUUCAUAAUUGCUGAAGUUUAUCGUCUGGAGAAAAAAACAUGGUUUGAACCACCAGUAGUUCCGCCUGAUUAUGUUCCUUCUGCUCCUCAUUCUAAAAAAACAAAAACUUUUGGAGGAGCUUUACAGCCUAGGGAUAGGGGUGCUAUACUUGGCGAAACACCUCUUCUUGGAAAAUCAGUAUUUGAUUUCCUUUCUCCGUCUGCUCGAGAACGUGUAGUUCAAGCAACAGGAAAAACGGAUCUUCCACCCGCACGAAAUGAAGGGUCGAUUCUAUGUAGUACAUUAAAGGCUGAUUCUCCACUAAUAGACAAGAAAACAGCUCUUGAUGCUUUAAAUAAUAAAUUUAUGCCUUAUGAGGAUAAUGAGGAAAAAAGAAAAAGAUAUAUUAUAUUUCUUCAAGAACAUGCUGGCAUUAUCCAGCGUGGUUCAUAUGAAAAUAUAGCUGCAUCUCGUGACUAUCAAAAAGAAGUAGAUGAGUUUGUUAAGUCAGCGCGUAUUUUCAAACCAAUGACUGGUAUGAUGAAAAGUAGAUUUACAACAUCAUCAACAUCUUCUCCUGUCUCAGUUGUUGAUAAUUCUUUAGAGGGUGGAAUUAUAGAUCUUCCUAUAAAAGAGGUUAAUGCAGCAGAAGAAGCUGCAAAAAUGAACAUGUUUGGAAGCCUUACGCGAAUAAUUAUCCCAUUCUAUCCUGCACGAUUAUUAUGUAAACGAUUUAAUGUUCGAAAUCCAUAUCCAGACAAGCCAACUACAUCUGAUAUUAAUGAUAAACCAAAAAAUGAAUUAGUAGAUAAGUCUAUUAUUGAAGGAAUUAUGCGGGAAGUUAAAGGGGAUCAAACAUAUGUUCUUCCAGAAAAAAGACAGGAGAACUUAAAUAUAGAUGACACAACGAACGAAGCAUUAGAAAAGGAAAGACCUAAUAUGGAUGUAUUUACAUCAAUUUUUGGAGAUGAUGAUGAUUUAUAA
Molecule: messenger RNA, 1893 nt
Organism: Pneumocystis jirovecii RU7
Lineage: Eukaryota; Fungi; Ascomycota; Pneumocystomycetes; Pneumocystales; Pneumocystaceae
Exons: 4
Coding region: 1-1893 (630 amino acids)
Biological process (GO): mRNA processing
Cellular component (GO): nucleus
Molecular function (GO): RNA binding
Source: RefSeq, a predicted model, not a curated record